Messenger RNA from Drosophila takahashii, 2001 nucleotides. NCBI's taxonomy places the organism in Eukaryota, Metazoa, Arthropoda, Insecta, Diptera, Drosophilidae. The record is from RefSeq and is a predicted model, not a curated record.
AUGCAAGCGUCACCGGAUGAGUCCUCCGGGAUUGGCUGCAUCUCAUCCAGCGCUCUUUGUACACUUUAUCUAGUUUAUUUUCAAUAUAUAUAUAAACAUAUACGCAUUUCUCUUUAGCGCCUGCCCUGCUUUAGUGUGGCAAAUAUCCAUGCCAAGUUUAAGGAGGGGCCGCAUCCUCUGAGCGACUCGUACAAGCGCUACAAGCAGCCCGGCAACACCACCACCGCCAGCCAGGAGGGACUCAGUCAACAGGGUCACCAGCAGGGGCAGCAGGGUCACCAGCACUUGCAGCCAUCGGCGGUGCAGCCAACGCACGGAAUCCUGCGGAGCAGCGCCAAUUCCCGGCUCCACCAGGUCCACGAUGCGGGGAUCCGAGGAAACCACCCCGGAAAUCCCGGCCACAUGAUGAUGGGUCAUCCUGGCCAGACGCAAACCCUUCCGGGGGCAUGUCGCAGACAUCCCAAUGCUGGAUCGAAUUUAAAUCUUUAUCUACACAACGACCUAGAGAGACGUUUCUACUUCGAGAAACCGGCGGUGUCCAAGUGCAAUCUGCACUCGCGUAGUUUUGCCAAGUCGCUGAAUGAGCUCUGCACGGAGGCCUCGGUGACCUCCACCCAUGUACCCCUUCCCAUUCCCGUUCCCAUUCCUGCUCCCCUGCCCGCACCUCCUCCCCCAUCUUCUGGCGAUCCCGAUCGCCUGCCCGCUCCACCGCUCUUCGCCGACUUGCCCCAGGAAUUUCCACUUACCCGAUCCGUGUCCACUGCCACCGAAAUAUAUACGGGAUCUGCGGCACCGCCCUCCGCCCAGAUGAAGCGCAAACAGCAGCGAAACAUGGCCACCAAUACGAACACCAAGGUAUCCAAUAAUCCCGCCGCCCAGCUGGAGGAUCAGUCGCGUCUGUGCGGCCUGAAGCGUGGCCUGCGGAAGACCAAGGACGAGCUCUUCCAGGAGUUCUGCCGCCGGGCUGGGAUGCGCAGCAAGCCAAAGAAUAUCUACUACAUCAGUGGCGGCGGCGAGGAGGCGGAGGAGGAGGAGGAGGGGGAGGGGCAGCAGGAGCAAAAGGUCAAGCGGGAGGAGGCUCCUCAGGCUUCCAAUCGCCGCGAUGACGACGACGACGCGGAUGGGGAUGAUCACGGUUUCAGGCAGUUCAACCGCAUGGAGGAGGAUCAUCUCUAUGUGGUGGGAGAUCACGCCGCGUUGGUGAUGCCGCGUCGCACGUCCAUGUGCGUGGAUUCGCUGGGACAGCCGUUGCGCCGACUCAACUCGAAUCUCUCCCUGCACACGGCGGACUCGAGUUACUCGGCAGUGGGUGGUGGCUAUCCGGGGAUGGGGAUGCGCAUGCCUCUGCCGCCGCCAAGUGGCGAUCUUGGCCAGAGUCGCACCUUGCCGCGCUGCUUCCUGCGGCAGUCGUCCGACUCGCUGGCCUCCCAGGGCUAUUCGUUGGGGGCCAGUUCGCAGAGGUUCUCCCAGCUGAUGCUGAAUCAUCAGCAGCAGAAUCCGCAUCAGCAGUUGGCGCGCCAGAAUCUCUUUGUGUCCUCCACUCUGACCCUGCCCCAGGUGGGCCAUCCGCCAGGUUCCAAGGGUCAGGUGCAGUGGCCCACGGCGAUACCGUCGUCGCCGUCGAACUACGCGAAUGGCUAUCAACAGCAUCCGCAGCCCAUUUACCCGACUCCAGGGGCUGGCGGAACUGGAGGAUCUGUACCCGUUUCCGGACCCUCGAAAUUCCAGCGCGGCUACGCCUUCGACGAUCAGCAGCGAAGGUCCAGCUUCGUGAGCGAUGCCUUCGAUCUGGACGAGAUCGAACGGGAUCGACGACGAUCCCAUGCCAGUCUCUUUGGCCUGGGUGGUCAGAAUAGGGAUCCCUAUGAUCUCAUCAAUGGCACCGCCGUCUAAGCUAAAAACUAAACCCACAUACUCGUAACUAUCAAAACCAAAGAGAAAAACCCAGAGCUACAUGGUUUUUUUUUUGAAAGUAAGACAAACCAGAAAAUCAAGAGCUAA